AGAAAAUAAUUUCAAUUGAAUCAGAAUGAAAUAAAAGAAACGAUAUCAUAUUAAUCUUUUAUUAAGUAAUCGUUGUUAAGACACGAAAUAAUGAAGUUUUCAUUUCAACAUAGAGCAUUUUAUUGCUAUCUUGGAAUGAGUAUAUGGAUAUUUUUCUUGAUAACCGUAGUUUACAAGUACAUAUCAGUAGGGGAAGACACAGCAGCUGUAAAGAUAGCACCCCAAGAGUACAUAUCAAAGAGUGAUGCUAAAUUUAAAAGGAUAUUUCUUAAAGCAUGUAAUCCAGCAGACAGUAUAGUACGAGGUUCAGAAGGUGUUGUAGACAGUGAGACAUGGUUACUGCAAGGUAUAUUAGUUCUGACAAGGCACGGAGACAGAGGCCCCCUAACACAUCUUAAGGGUGGUGACAAGCUGCCUUGUGAUACUCUACCAGUUUCAACACUUCUCAAAAGUUAUGAGGAGUUUGUGUCUAACGCGAGUGUGGGUGGUCGCGCGUGGUGGGUGUCUGGCCCUGGACCUUUCCAUAAUUUCCCCUCGCUGCCGCCGCGCGCCGCCGCCACACGCUGCGCCCUUGGUCAGCUGACUCCCAGUGGAUUGUUGCAGAUGCUCACCGUUGGUAAUAUCUUACGAGAGGCAUAUGGAGAUAAAUUAGGUCCUGAUAUGGAGUUAACUGGCAAAAAGGAAACAGGUGUGGCAUACACAACGCGAUACAGACGUACAUUCCAGUCGCUCCAGGCUUUAGCUUGGGCCAGCUCCGGUAACGCGGCGGCGGCGCGCGAGGCGCACAGUGUCGCUUUCUGCUUUAGAGACUGCGCGUGCGCAGCUCAGCAUGUCUUAGCCAGGAAAAUAAAUACUCAGUUAAAAACAAGAUUAGAAUCUCGACCAGCGAUAAAAGAUCUGAUUAUAAAAUUAUCUAAAGUACUGUUUGAAUCACAAGAACACAUAGAUGCGGAUGUUGUUAAAGAUGCAUUGCUCGCAUACGUGUGUCACGAAGCUCCUUUACCUUGUGUAGAGAAAGCAAAGAAAUCAUCAAAAGACAAAAUUGUUAUGAGAAAAAAACAAAGAAAUUAUCGUGAAAAUCUUUCUUCUAGAAAUUUAUUAGAAGUUGAUAUAGAUACGCUGAAUAUGGAAUUGGAUUAUAUUAACAAUCAAUUAGAUUUUAACAAUGAAGUUGGAAGAAAAGCAAGAGAUAUAAUUGGUAAAUAUUAUGACAGUAAAGAUAAAAAAGCUCCAUUAGAUUUUGAUGCUCAAAUGGAAAGAGAAAAACUACUUUAUUACCAACAAAGAUAUUUAGACAAUGUUGAUGGUUACGAAGAUGUUGUAAUAGUUAAAAAGAAUUUGGAUGCAGAUUUCAAUUUUCCAAACGACGCAAGAAUGGAUACGGAUUUCGACGAAGACUAUAAGGAACCAACGCCGGAGAAUACUGAAGACUUUUGCAUCCAAAAGGAACAUGUAAUGUCACUUUUCUCGUAUCUAGAAUGGAGUUAUAAACAAGAUAUGAAGAAUUUACAUAACAGAAGACGAGGUUUACUUCACGCGUAUGGUUUGAUACAUAACAUAGUACAAAAUAUGAUUCGUAUGAUAUCAGAAAAUAAACCGAAAUAUAUUCUUUAUUCGGGACAUGAUAAGACAUUGCAAGCUUUAAUACUAGCAUUAGGUUUGAAUAGCUACCAACAUUACAACAUACAAUACGCUUCUAGAAUGAUCUUUGAAGUAUACAGAAAGAAGGAUUUACGCGAUGAAUUUAAAUUCACUAAAAGAAAAGCGAUCGCUCAAGAUUUUUAUUUCCGUAUGGUUUAUAAUGGAGAGGAUGUAACGAAUAAAUUAAUUUUUUGUAGGAAUAAGCAAAAUAUUGUUAUGAAAGUUGUUGACCCAGUAGAUAAUGUCAAAAUAUAUAAUACGUAUCUUUGUCCAAUAGAAAAUAUUGUUCGUUUUAUUCAUGAUGAUUAUUUUGCCAGUUUUAAUGCUAGUAAUUUUAAAGAUGCGUGCUCGAUAUAUGGAACUGGUAAACACGUGAUUUAAAAUAAAGAUGGCCGCUAUGCCAUAGAUUAAAAAUUGUAAUUACAAAAUGUUGCCAUAAAAAUUAAUUUCUCGUUAAUCGCACAAUCAGUAAACAUACGUUCCUUUAAGAGAUAUCUUCAAUUAGUCUUAGUAGAUCUCAGUUUAUUAUAUUUUGUGAUAUUUUAUCUCUCAUUAUUCCACUUUCGAGGUACUUACAUAUUAUAAUUGCUUAUGGUUAGUUUGAAAUAAUUUAUUGUGAUAUUUUUAACCUAGCUUCGCUAGUCGUUUGCCAUGGAUAUUAAAAAAAACUAAC
Papilio xuthus (Asian swallowtail) is the source of this 2314-nucleotide messenger RNA. RefSeq lists its product as uncharacterized. The transcript is spliced from 7 exons. Gene Ontology annotation, biological process: dephosphorylation; chondroitin sulfate proteoglycan biosynthetic process; glycosaminoglycan biosynthetic process. Gene Ontology annotation, cellular component: Golgi apparatus. Gene Ontology annotation, molecular function: phosphatase activity. The coding region runs from base 91 to 2022 and encodes 643 amino acids. NCBI's taxonomy places the organism in Eukaryota, Metazoa, Arthropoda, Insecta, Lepidoptera, Papilionidae. The record is from RefSeq and is a predicted model, not a curated record.